Hippoglossus stenolepis (Pacific halibut) is the source of this 6264-nucleotide messenger RNA. RefSeq names its product mitogen-activated protein kinase kinase kinase 15 (gene map3k15). Gene Ontology annotation, molecular function: ATP binding; MAP kinase kinase kinase activity. The transcript has 30 exons. The record is from RefSeq and is a predicted model, not a curated record. Lineage: Eukaryota; Metazoa; Chordata; Actinopteri; Pleuronectiformes; Pleuronectidae. Gene Ontology annotation, biological process: MAPK cascade; cellular response to stress; protein phosphorylation. Bases 467 to 4537 code for a protein of 1356 amino acids.
ACAUCCGGAGACGCGGUGAUAACAUUUCAGUCCGUGUCCGGGGCUGAUUGUGUCCUGCAGAAUAAACACUGUCCCUGUGGAAAAGCGUCAAACGCGGCCUUGGAGGCGAUCGAAUCCCAAAUUAAGGAGAAUAUAUACAUCACCUCCUCCCUCUGUCCUCACCUCCUCCUCCUCCUCCAACUCCUCUCUCUCUCUCUCGGGGAUCUAGUCGGAUCCAGUCUGGGGGAAGCUGGAGUUCCUGGUGCGAGAUAAUCGGCACAUGAUGUGGGUUAAUGAGGCGGAGAUGCGCGGGGACAAACUCAGACGCGCUCCGCUCCAGCGACGACAGGUGUGCACGGACUGAGCGACGGGAGGAGGAGAAACCGGAGGAGAAGAGCGAGACUUAAGGAGUAAACCCGGAGGGAGAGGUGGAAGGAAACCGGAGAAGGAAGGAGAUUACGCACCCAAGCCUCCCCACGUUCGCGCUAUGGAAUCGGGGCAAAGCGCGCAGGUGGCCGACAUGUCGGGGGAGCACUCCGCCGGGGCCAGCGUGGCGGAGCGGGACCGGGCCGACGUGGCCAGCCCCAGUCCCCCGUUCAAGCAGCGCUCCCUGCGGGCCGUGUACGUGCUGAACGACGGGCUGAAGGCGGUGAUGGCGAGCAGCCCCGAGUCCGGAGCCCUGCAGUGUCUGCAGAGAGCCUGCGACUCCGAGAGCGCGCUGCUCACCACCGUCACCUUCGGGAGGCUGGACUUCGGAGAGACGUCGGUGCUGGACAGUUUCUACGAUGCAGACAUCGCCGUGGUGGAUAUGAGUGACGUGUUCCGGCAGCCAUCUUUGUUUUACCACCUCGGCGUCAGGGAGAGUUUCGACAUGGCCAACAAUGUCAUCCUGUACCACGACACUGACCCCGACACUGCGCAGUCACUGAAGGACAUGGUGGCGCAGAAAAACACGACCACCCGUCCUCCGGUAUUAGGUUUUCCGUGGGUUCAGUUGCCUCCAGAGUACAGAGGCUCUGGAUUGCUCAAUAAAGCCUCCAGUGGUAACUACUACUUCAUCCCCUACAUCGUGACGCCCAACCACGAGUACAUGUGCUGCGAGAGCGACGCCCAGCGCAGGGCCAGCGAGUACAUGCAGCCCAGCUGGGACAACCUGCUGGGGCCGCUGUGCGUCCCCCUGACCGACCGCUUCACCAGCCUGCUGAAGGACAUCCACGUCACGUCCUGCGCCUCCUAUAAGGACACCCUGCUGAACGACAUCCGGAAGGCCCGGGAGAAAUAUCAGGGAGAGGAACUGGCCAAGGAACUUUCCCGCAUCAAGCUCCGGAUCGACAACACGGAGGUCCUCACGCAGGACAUCGUCAUGAACCUGCUGUUCUCCUACCGAGACAUUCAGGACUAUGACGCCAUGGUGAAGUUGGUGCAAACCCUGGAAAUGUUGCCCACUUGUGAUCUGGCAACUCAGCCCAUGAUCCAGUUCCACUACGCCUUCGCUCUCAAUAGGAGGAACAGUCCUGGUGACAGGGAGCAGGCUCUGACAGUGAUGCUCCAGGUGCUACAGUCAUGUGAGCAUCCUGCGCCCGACAUGUUCUGCCUCUGUGGACGAAUAUACAAGGACAUCUUUCUGGACUCAGACUGUAAAGACAUGAAAAACAGAGACAAUGCCAUUCAGUGGUACAGGAAGGGCUUUGAGCUGCAGCCCACUCUCUACUCCGGGAUCAACCUGGCCGUCCUGCUCAUCGUGGCCGGGCAGCAGUUUGAGAGCUCGAUUGAACUGAGGAAAAUAGGUGUGAGGUUGAACAGUUUGCUGGGACGAAAAGGAUCCCUGGAGAAAAUGAACAACUACUGGGACGUGGGACAGUUCUUCACCGUCAGCAUGUUGGCCAGCGACAUCCCCAAAGCGACUCAGGCUGCAGAGAAGCUCUUCAAACUGAAGCCACCUCUCUGGUAUUUGCGGUCGGUGGUGCAGAACCUGCAGCUGAUCCAGAGGUUCAAGAAGCAGAACUUGGAGCAUUCUCCUCAGAGGGAGCGCCUCAACUUCUGGAUGGACAUCAUCGUGGAGGCGACGCAGCGCACCACCAACCGGCUGCGGUUUCCAGUGUUGAUUCUGGAGCCGACGAAGGUUUACCAGCCCUCGUAUGUGUCCAUUAACAACGAGGCGGAAGAGAAGAACGUCUCGAUCUGGCACGUUUCUCCUGCUGAAACUAAGGGUAUACACGAGUGGAACUUCACUGCAAUGUCCAUAAAAGGCAUCAGCAUCAGCAAGUUCGACGAGCGCUGCUGCUUCCUCUACGUCCACGAUAACUCCGACGACUUCCAGAUCUACUUCUCCACUGAGGAGCAGUGCGGUCGAUUCUGCUCCAUGGUGAAGGAGAUGAUAUCUGAUGGGACAGGAAAUGCUGUGGAGCUGGAAGGGGAAGGAGAUGGAGACACACUGGAGUACGAGUAUGACACCGAUGAGACGGAGGACAGGGUGGUGUUGGGGCGAGGAACCUACGGAGUGGUGUUCGCUGGGAGAGACCUCAGCAACCAGGUCCGGAUCGCCAUCAAGGAGAUUCCAGAGAGAGACAGCAGAUACUCGCAGCCGCUUCACGAGGAGAUCGCCCUUCACAAGUACCUGAAGCACAGGAACAUCGUUCAGUACCUGGGCUCUGUUUCUGAGAACGGAUACAUCAAGAUCUUCAUGGAGCAAGUGCCUGGAGGAAGCCUGUCGGCGUUGCUGCGGUCGAAAUGGGGUCCGCUGAAAGAGGCGACGAUAAUCUUCUACACCAGACAGAUCCUGGAGGGGCUCAGAUACCUGCACGAGAACCAGAUCGUCCACAGAGACAUCAAGGGUGAUAACGUCUUGGUGAACACCUACAGUGGCGUCUUGAAGAUCUCUGACUUUGGUACCUCCAAACGUUUGGCAGGAGUCAACCCGUGUACGGAAACGUUCACCGGUACGCUGCAGUACAUGGCGCCAGAAAUCAUCGAUAAGGGCCCUCGAGGGUACGGGGCUCCGGCUGACAUCUGGUCCCUCGGAUGCACCAUCAUAGAGAUGGCCACCGGGAAACCACCCUUUCAUGAGCUGGGGGAGCCACAGGCGGCCAUGUUUAAGGUGGGUAUGUUCAAGAUCCACCCGGAGAUCCCAGAGUCUCUGUCGCUGGACGCCAAGUCGUUCAUCCUGCGCUGCUUUGAGCCCGACCCCAACAAGAGAGCCAUCGCCUCCGACCUGCUCAAAGACAUGUUCGUCAGGCACAACGCGAAGGGCAAGAAGAGCAAGAUCGCCUUCAAGCCAUCAGACUACAUCCACAAUGUUUCCCUGCCGGUGCAGUUGCAGUGCGAGGCCACAGGGAGCAGCAGCAGCGAACACGGCUCCGUGAGCCCAGACUGUGACUCCAAACACGACGUUUUCUUCCAGAAGAAGAAAAGCUCGGGCUCCGAGAACCUGCUCAAACCCCCCAACUCCAACUACCUGAGUGUGCCAGAUGAGGGGUCGGUGUCGGAGGACCGCAGUGCCCCCCCCUCCCCCGAGGACAGGGAUGGCGGCCUGUUCCUGCUGAAGAAGGACAGCGAGAGACGCUCCAUUCUCUACAAGGUCCUCAAUGACGACCAGGACAAGGUCAUCUCCAACCUCAAAGAGAACCACAUCCAGGGCAUUGAGGAGCUCCAGCUGUCCGUCGAUCACAUCAAGCAGAUCAUCUGCAUCCUGCGAGACUUCAUCCAUUCCCCCGAGCGGCGCGUCAUGGCCGCCACCAUCUCCAAGCUCAAGCUGGACCUGGACUUCGACUCCACCUCCAUCAACCAGAUCCAGCUGGUGCUGUUUGGCUUCCAGGACUCGGUGAACAAGGUCCUGAGGAAUCAUCACAUUAAGCCUCACUGGAUGUUCGCCAUGGACAACAUCAUCCGGCGAGCGGUGCAGGCCGCCAUCACCAUCCUGAUUCCAGAGCUGCAGACCCACUUCGGCCCGGCGUCCGAGUGCGAGGGAGCAGAGAAGGAAGACGAGGUGGAUGAGGAGGAAGUGGAGUUCGGCCCCGUCUUAGCUCCGCACGCCGACGACCCCGGCACUACGACCGAACCCACCCACACCGCCGUCAGCACGCUAAACUCCGCCCACUCCCACGAGCACCAGCGCACCCCUCAGCAGCUGGGAGCUCAGCUGGGACGUCUCAAACAGGAAACAAACAGGCUGCUGGAGGAGCUGCUGCAAAAGGAGAAGGAGUAUCAGCAGGUCCUGAAGGUGACGCUGCAGCAGAGGUCUCACGACAUGGAGCUGUGCAGAGUCCGACACAGACCACCAGACAUUUCACCUCCCUCCAUCUUCCACGUCCCAGCCGACCACGAGCCGGACAAGCAGCUCGUCGACUGGCUGAAGGAGCAGGGGGCGGACGCCGACACCAUCGAUAAGUUUGUGCUGGACGAAUACACGCUGACGGACAUUCUCACUGACGUUACCAAAGAUGACCUCCGCUGUCUACGUCUACGGGGCGGAGUCCUCUGCCGCAUCUGGCGAGCCAUCCAGCGGCACCGAGAGCGACAGCGGCUGACGAGCGACAGACGCUCGGAAGACGAUGCAUGACGACACACGGACUCUGAUUUGCAGAAACACGCACAUCCGCUCUCUCUCUUCUCUCCGCCUGCACUGUUCCUUUAGUUGUUGUCUCUGCGUCGCUCACACACGACAAACUGAGUCUCUGCUCGUCCGCGCAUCUCCUCACAGAGUCAGACCUGAUCAGACCAAAGCGCUUUAGUGCCGGCACUACUCUACGUAUCUUUAUGUGCACUUAAAUAUGUAUUUAACAAGUGUAUUUAAUUGUGCUUAAGGAUUUUCUGUGGUUUUGCAUCUUAGCAAACAAGGAACCUGACAAUUCUUUCCUCUAACGUAUGAAACGUCAGCUGUGGACUUGAAAUAUUAACGGAGACACGUGACGCUUUUCAGUUUAACUUUUUACUCUAAAGGGUUUUGUAAAUAUACAAGUUAAAAAGCCCACAGCUGCUGAAACACCUCGUCAGUCGUCGUUAUCUUAUGACAUCACAAAGCCCCCACAUCUGCAUAAUACACGCUCAGCUGCUCGACUGCCACGCCCCCUUUAAACGCCAAGAGAGCAGAGGCCGAGAUUUCCGACGUGCCAUGGAAGCAGCUGACCAAUCACGUCAGAGUGAGCCAGCUGGCCAAUCAGAGCAGACUGGGGCCUUAAAGAGACAGGAGCUAAAACCAAGUGUUUCAGACAGAGGCUGAAAAGAGGAGCAGCAGCAUCGGACAGUCUGAGGAACGUGUUUUCUGAUUGUUUUCAAGUAAUAACCCAAACUUAAACUAUCGACGUGUAAAUGAGAAUGGUACGUCCACUUUAAUGUAAAGGUUUUGUGGCCGAUUCUUCACAGAAAACAGUUGAAAAACUAUCUCAAAGUUCCUGUAACGUGAAGGCACCUCCAUCCAUAUAUUAGCUACACGUCUUUAAACCAGUGAGUCCCAAACAUUUUUAUCUUGUGAUGCCUUAAAAUAACACUUCAUAGCCUUCAUGUCUCCUGGCAUUAUGAGCAGGACAACCAAAAAAAUAUUAUUAUUUUAAAUUAAGAGGUUUGAGGAGGCAAAUAUUUGUGUUUUAUCUAUAUUUUGGGAUUCCAUGGGGAGCAUACUGCCAGGAUGGGAAUAACCAUUUUAAACAACCAUAAUUUUGCCAAUAUAUAGAUACACAGCUUCCACCUCUCACUUCUCUUACACGAUUAGUAUCCAUGAGUAUAUAAGUGCAACUCUUUGCACAUUCUCCUUGUUCUUACGUUGCAUCAAGCGUCAUGAUGUAUUUUAUUUUCCUAAAACCUGGCAACCCACCAGUAUUAUCAGUGUCUCCAUGACCUCCAGACUGAUUUAUGUGUCUAUCCUCAUUUGGGUCUGUCCCCUCGUCUGUCAGCCAAAGUUUAAACAAGACAAAUGACUCAAACUGUCGUAGUUUCAGCUUGAAUUGUGAAUUAUUUCCAAAACACACAAACUAAUGCGUAUACUACCUACAGCCGUCGCCUGUGACCUAAAGCCUUAACUCUUGCAAAGUGAAAACCGCCACACUGAGAUGAUUGAUUGACCCGUGCACACAUCAUGGCUGCCAGUCUGCCUUUACAUUUGUAUGCAAUGUAUUUAUUAUGUACGUGUACGAUUUCCCUGAUAUUCUCAAUGAAUUAUCUGUCGUUGUCUCCUCUGUGUGAACCUGUAUUAAAUUUUUUUUUUUGUAUUCCAACUGUUAUAUGUAAUUAUGUGCUUGUGUGUUUCCCGGUUGCUUUAGAGCUGCAAUAAACCUGGAAAUAAUGGACGAA